AUUUCAUUAACCAAAAUAUCUAUAAAGAACGUUGGAUACUGGAUUGGCGCGACAAUUAAGACGUACGUUUCUCAGAUAAUACGUUUCGGGAAAUCAGAAAAGCUAUGGCAGAAAGUAAUGACAAGCUUAAGCAGAUGGAGAAGGAGAUGGAUAGAUUUGAGGCGGAAAUCGCCCAUCAGUCAUCUGUUCCUGCUCCGAAUGUUCCACUAUCUGGCGGGUUUACUUUCCCACCAGCAACUACCUUUAUUCCUCCUCAGUUACGUGUGAAUCAGAGUGCAGCGAAUGUUGUUCAGCCAGUUUUCUCGGUUUUGCCGAUGCCACCAGGAGUAUCCAUGUUUGUCCCUCUGUCUCAGCCUCCUGUAUCCUGUUACCCUAUGAAUAUGGCGCACACACACAUACCACCUCCUAACCCGGUUUUUAUUCCACCUAAAACAUCUACCAUUUCAGUCCCUACUGCAAAGACGGAAACAUUUUCCGUUGCAGCAAGUAAUAAAGGGACCAAUGCGGAAUCGAAUCCUACCCAGAAAGUCAUCACUGCCGCGCCACAAAUGGCAGGGCCUAACGAGUUGGCGGCUCGGGCAAAGGAAGCUGCUGCUGCUGCCGCAGCUGCCAAAUCUAAAGCUGAAGACGAGGAUGACGAUGUUACUCGAGCAUUGUUAGCUGCAGCAGCUGGAGUUACUUACACACGUGUUCAGGGACCAGAUGGAAAAGAAAAAGUCACGGCUAGUAUUACAAAACCUCCGCUGACACCAGUUGUUGGACAGUCAAAUAAUAAAUCGAAACCAGCCAACUCAUCCGUAGAUACCGAAGCUGAUAAGGUGACACAAACUAUUUUACUCCCACCACCUCCCCCUUCUAUUUAUCGUUCCGCUAACACAAAUAAUACAAAUGAUCAGUUUACCAAGAAAAAGAAAUACAUCCGGACGGCUGCUGGAGUCACAUGGGAAGACCCAACCUUGUCCGAAUGGGAUCCAAAUGAUUUUCGAUUGUUCUGUGGAGAUCUGGGCAAUGAGGUGACAGACGAUACUUUAUCAAGAGCAUUCAAUCGUUAUCCAUCUUUCCAAAAGGCGAGGGUAGUUCGAGAUAAACGUACUGGAAAAUCUCGUGGCUAUGGAUUUGUCAGCUUUUCUGAUCCUGGAGAUUUCACUCGCGCUAUGCGAGAAAUGAAUGGUAAAUAUGUUGGUAACCGUCCAAUUAAACUUAAAAAGAGCGACUGGCGCAACCGCCAACUAGAAGUCCAUAGAAAAAAGGAGAAAGAAAAGAAAAAGCUUGGUCUAAAAAACUGAUGUGUUUUCCUCAUUAUAACUUGUAAAGUAACUUUCUGUAUAUUUUCUAAAUAUAAAAUAAUGUAUAGAUUUAAUAUCACCCUACACGAUGCUUUUUUUUGUUCCCUAUGGCGAUUUUUGUUAAUUAAUUCGAUGAGAAUGUAUUAGUAAUAAUCUACCUAAUUUUUCGUGAUAUAUUUCUUUAUAAGACCUUUACAAAU
Molecule: messenger RNA, 1486 nt
Organism: Trichobilharzia szidati
Lineage: Eukaryota; Metazoa; Platyhelminthes; Trematoda; Strigeidida; Schistosomatidae
Source: the annotation of a GenBank genome assembly